AUGGAAAAAAGAAUCCAUGAUCAAUCCAAACCCGCUCCCAGUCAUCUCUCAUCUCCUCAUCUCCGCCGCCGCCUCCUCUCUCUCCCCCCCUCUCCCCACCCCCAUUCCUUCCCUCCUCUCCUCAAGCUCGCCGCCACCCUCAACCUCAUCCCCCUCGGCCUCUCCCUCCACCAACUCUCCAUCGCUCUCAAACUCGCCUCUGACCCCUACAUCUCCUCCUCCCUCCUCAACUUCUACUCCAAAACCCACCGAAUUCUCGACGCCAGCAACGUAUUCAACACAAUGCCCGAUAGAAACAUUGUCCCGUGGUCCUCCAUCAUUGCCGCAUAUUCCCUCUCUGGAGACCCCAACACUGCAUUUUCAAUGUGCAACAGAAUGCUAUACGAAGGAAUCAGACCCAAUUCAGUAACUUUGAUUGGUUUCCUGUCUGGGUUAUCGAAAUUAGAUCAGUUGGAGUGUGUCCACGGAUGUGCAGUUAGAUUUGGGUUUGAUAAGGACUUGGUUCUUGCUAAUUCGAUGGUUAAUGUUUAUGGGAAGUUAGAAAGAUUGGAUCUUGCAAGGUUAUUGUUCGAUGAGAUGGAUUGUAAGGAUGUUGUUUCGUGGAAUUCUAUGAUUGUGGGGUACUCCAGAGUGGGAGAAGUGAGAGAAUGUGCAAGUUUGUUCAAAGAGAUGCGGGUGAAAGGGGAAUGCCCGGAUCAUCAAACGUAUGGGUCUUUACUAUCUUCGAUUGGUAAUCAUGGAGAAGGAUUGAAUAGAUUAGGCAAGUCUAUUCAUGCAUUGGUUAUAAACUCGGGUUUGCAAUUUGAUACCCAGAUUGAGACUGGGCUUAUAAGCUUCUAUCUCAAGUUUGGGAACCAUAAGUAUGCAUUUCUUAUCUUCGAAAAUGCAGCAGAUAGGGAUGUUGUGUUAUGGACUGCAAUGAUCUCGGGUUUGGUUCAGAAUGAUGGAGCUGAUAAAGCUUUGGUUGUUUUUCAGAGGAUGUUGAAGUCAGGAGUAAUGCCUGCAACCACAACGGUAGCUAGUGUUCUAUCGGCUUGUGCUCAGCUUAGCUUGUUAUUAGUUGGAGCAUCGAUUCAUUGUUUCAUUAUAAGGAGGAGAUUGUCAAUGGAUAUUGCAGCUAAGAACUCGCUUAUCACUAUGUAUGCAAAAUGUGGCCAUUUAACACAGUCGUAUCUUAUUUUUGAGAAAAUGGAUGAAAAAGACUUGGUUUCGUGGAAUGCAAUUGUCUCAGGCUAUGCUCAAAAUGGACAUCUAGAAGAAGCCUUUGAUCUUUUUACAAGAAUGAGAUUGGUUUUCCAAAGGCCAGACACAAUCACUGUUGCCUCCCUUCUACAAUCUUGUGCCUCAUUAGGAGCUCUAAUGCAUGGAAGACUACUUCACGCUUUUAUGUUCAGGCACGAGCUGAAGAACUGCAUCUCUUUAGAUACAUCUUUGGUCGACAUGUACUCAAAAUGUGGAGAUCUCAAAACAGCUCAAAAAUGCUUUGACCUAAUGCCAGAGCAAGACUUAGUGUCAUGGAGUGCAAUUAUCGGAGGAUAUGGAAGCCACGGAAUGGGGAAAGAUGCUCUUGAGAUGUAUUCAGAUUUCCUCAAACUGGGGAUUGUGCCGAAUGAUGUUAUGUACAUGUCUAUUCUCUCAGCCUGCAAUCACUCUGGCCUAGUAUCUCAAGGCCUGACGAUAUUCAAAUCGAUAAAAGACUUUGGUACCGUACCAAGAAUCGAGCACUGUGCUUGUGUUAUCGAUCUAUUGUGCAAAGCAAAAAGGGUUGAAGAAGCCAUAAAGUUCAUUAGAACAAUGCCAAUUAAGCCAAAUGCCGAUGUGCUUGGUAUAGUUCUUGAUGCUUGUAGGUUAAAUGGGUAUAAUAAUCUUGCAGAGGUGAUUGCAAAGGAGAUCGUUGAGUUAAGACCUGAGAGUGCAGGGAAUUAUGUGCAAUUGGCACAUAGUUAUGCUGCAAUGAGCCAAUGGGAUGGUGUUGGGGAUGUAUGGGCAACGAUGAGGCAUCUUGGAUUGAGGAAGGCACCUGGGUGGAGUUUUGUUGAGUUGAAUGGAGUUGUUGUUACAUUCUUUGCAGAUAGCAGCUCAAAUCCUAGGUAUCAAGAGAUUGUGUUCUUGUUGAAAAUUUUGCGUCGUGAGAUGAGAGAGAUUGAUGACCUGCUCUGUGGCUAGGGAGCACCAGUGAACGGGGCAACAAUAAUUUCCCUUGGAUCACUGAAGAAUGAUGUAGUCAUGUAUGUUACGUAUGAGAAUUUGUAGCCACUGAUGUUUGCGAGGGUUUUUACCAAGGUGACUAUAAUGAACAGUGGAAGCAGAAGCAAUACAUGUCGAACAACAAAUAAAUAAAUAAAUAAAGCAAAAUUUGGUGAAGAAUAGAAGGAUAUCCUGCAAGAUUGAGGUGAAUGUCAAUGCGUCGGUUUGUAUUUGAAAUUUUAGUGGCCCUGUGCGGUAUGGCUUUAAGGAUGACAACCUAAAGUGUGCAGUCACUAUGUCUGCUCUCGUGGCCGGCUUGCAGAGCAACGAGUUGGUCGACUCGCUUGCCAAGAAGCUAGUCGCCAAUUAUGAGCAACUAAUGGUCAAAGCCCACGGGUACAUAGACAUGGAAGAUGUCUGAGCUUACAAGGCGGCAGCCAAAGUCACAGAGACCUUCACAGCAACAACUUCAGCAGCACCAGCAGCGCCGCUUGCACCCCCCACGCCAGCAGCAGUUCCGGCAGUGGCGUCGACACCAGAA
Messenger RNA from Asparagus officinalis (garden asparagus), 2728 nucleotides. RefSeq names its product pentatricopeptide repeat-containing protein At4g04370. The record is from RefSeq and is a predicted model, not a curated record. Lineage: Eukaryota; Viridiplantae; Streptophyta; Magnoliopsida; Asparagales; Asparagaceae. Gene Ontology annotation, cellular component: intracellular membrane-bounded organelle. The coding region runs from base 1 to 2166 and encodes 721 amino acids. Gene Ontology annotation, molecular function: protein binding; RNA binding. The transcript has a single exon. Gene Ontology annotation, biological process: RNA modification.